Cutaneotrichosporon oleaginosum is the source of this 758-nucleotide messenger RNA. RefSeq lists its product as uncharacterized. The record is from RefSeq and is a predicted model, not a curated record. NCBI's taxonomy places the organism in Eukaryota, Fungi, Basidiomycota, Tremellomycetes, Trichosporonales, Trichosporonaceae.
AUGAUUCCCGAUUAUCUUGACCGCCCCAUCCUCCCCCCUGUGCCGAUCAUCUUCCCCGUUACUGAAUACACGCCCCGCAGGAUCCCCAUCCCCCCGCACGACCCCCGCCCGGGUCAGCCCUCCCAGCCCGCCAUCAGCAUCUCCUCGGACCCGCCGUCGCCACCCCCGCCGCCGCCGCCCCCUCCCCCACCCCCGCCCGCGCCUCCAGCCGCAUCUUUGGUGUCCCAAGGCUACAAGGGUGCUUGGAAGCACAAAAAGCGCUCGCGUCCGGGUCCCAGCGGCACCAGCAAGACCAAACUGACGCUGGGCAUCACGCGCCCAGCGCAAGGUGUCUCUAAGAGUGGACCCCUCACGACUGCCCGGCGCACCCCGCGCACCCCGUACAUCCCGCACAUCCCGCACGGCCCGCGGAUGCCGCACACCCCGCGCACGCCGAUGCACAUCCCGAACGCGAAGGAGGCCAAGCUCGAGAUUUCUUGUUAACUCGCCGUUCUUCCGCUCGAGCGAUGCCCGCCUGAUCCUUUCGGUAACCCGCUCAAUUCCUCGUUGCUUUGCUCCCUCGCUCCUUCGAUAUCCGUUCAUCCACUUCAAUACGCAUUGCAUACGAUCUAGGACCCCAGGGCAGGGCGUCCCCCGCAAUUCAUCAUCCUAUGCAUACCGCCUUGCGCACGGCCCGAUCGCACACAGGUAUCCAGCGAGCCUAGCGGGCCACCUGUGAACGCCGGGGCGUGCAUCCUUGUUUGUUUCUAGAUUCUUGU